Molecule: messenger RNA, 1159 nt
Organism: Cyprinodon variegatus (sheepshead minnow)
Lineage: Eukaryota; Metazoa; Chordata; Actinopteri; Cyprinodontiformes; Cyprinodontidae
Product: C-type lectin-like
Exons: 4
Coding region: 1-723 (240 amino acids)
Source: RefSeq, a predicted model, not a curated record
AUGGAAGACAUGGAGGAGAUGAAAAUGGCUCUUCAAACUGUUGCAGACAACUAUGUUGAUGCAGUCUGGAUUGGGCUGCACAAAGGAAAUAAUCCAAAGUGGCACUGGUCUCUAGUAGACCAAGGUUUCUACAAGGAUGGAGAGAAAAAUAACCUUAAAUGGGGCAACCAAGAAACAAAACAAGGAGCAGCUCAGUACGUCCUCAUUCCAGAGCAGAUGACUUGGACCGCUAGUCGAGAUUUUUGCAGAAAAACAUACACAGACCUGGUCAGCUUGAGGAAUGAGAAUGAAUACCAGACAGUCCAGAAUGUUGCCAAUGGGAAGACAGUAUAUGUUGGUCUCUUCAGAGAUCCCUGGGAGUGGUCAGACCUGAGCGACUCCUCACUGAGGUACUGGAGAGAAUCUCAGCUGAUUUAUGCACAAGAUUCUGAAUCCUGUGUCGCUAUGAUGAAGACUGAAUCUGGUAAAUGGGGAGACAGGAAAUGCGCAGAGGAGCAUCCUUUCCUCUGCAAAUGCACAAAAAACAAACUGCAGUUCAUAAAACUGAGGAUCAGCUUCCAGCACUCAACUUUGGAUUUAAAUGACCCUACAAUUCAAAGAAGCAUGUUGGAGAAAAUGGCGCAAAAGCUGAAUGCAAGUAUAAAGGGUAUCACCCUUCUUUCAUGGAAGAAGCUCUCUGAUGAUAGAGGUUUAAUCAAGGAAGACAAGGAAAACAUCCCAUGAGAGAAAUACAGAGGAUUAUUAAGAUUCUAUCUUGAUGUUGUAGAAGGCUGUAAUCCAGUUUAAUAGAAGAAAAGAAAGCUGUUAGUUAUUGUUAAGAUUUCCACUUAUAAUGAAGGACGCUAUGUGAUGAUUAUCUUUAGUAUUUGUAUGCAGGUAGUUUAACAAAGACUUUUCAUGGCUCAUUGGUCUUAGCAAUUCCAGGAAUCAUAGCAUCUUCUGUCAAUAUGAACUGCUUUCAUGCCGAUAAUCUCAUCUGUCAUUUGAUUUUGAGCCGCUGUUUAGAAAUAGAUGUAAGAUGUGAACUCUGAACACAAAUUGGAUCUCAAACUGUGGCAUUUUUUCACUUGAGUGUCUUAAAACUUUGGGGUCAAGCCUUUUUGAGGUAAAUAUAAAAUAAAUUAGCAGUGAUAGAAAGCUAAUAAGUCUAACAACACAA